UGUGAAUAGGUAGAUUUCACCUUUCAUAAUUUUUUUUGAAAUUUAUUUAUAAUUUUUUAUAUUAUUUCAGUUAUUCAAAAGUUAUCCUCUGACGUAGAGAAAAUAAUGCACGUUCUUCAACAGAGCCAUGACGCCUACAACAGGCAACAGAGCAUCAUUGAGAUGUUGCAGAAGAAGCUGUUGCUUAAGAGUGGCGAUGAUGAAGAAGUAGAUGAAGGGAGCGAUGGCAGAAGAGUUGAACCAGGAGGAAGAGGAGGAGGUGGUGAAAGAGGUGGCCGUGGAAGAGGAGGUGGCCGUGGAGGAAGAGGUGGCCAUGGAGGAGGAGGUGGCCGUGGAGAAAGAGGUGGCCGUGGAGGAGGAGGUAGCCGUGGAGGAGGAGGUGGCCGUGGAGGUGACCGUGGAGGAGGAGGGGGAGGAGGUGGCCGUGGAGGAAGAAGAGGUGGCCGUGGAGGAAGAGGAGGUGGCCGUGAAGGAGAAAGUAGCCGUGAAGGAGAAGGUAGUCAUGAAGGAGAAGGU
Molecule: messenger RNA, 516 nt
Organism: Cotesia congregata
Lineage: Eukaryota; Metazoa; Arthropoda; Insecta; Hymenoptera; Braconidae
Source: the annotation of a GenBank genome assembly